AUGGAAAAGAAACUUCAAGCAAAAGAUGAAGUCAUUGAAUCCAAAGACAAAAGCAUACAGAAAAGAAUACCGCGUUCAGUACCAAAAGGAAAGGAAAAGAACUAUAAGUAUAUGAUUUAUACUGAAGAGUUGGAGAAUGAAGAAGACAGAGAUAUGGUUAUGUUGCAUUUAGUCAGAAGAAACAACAAAAGCUUUUACGACCUUGCUAAAAUAUAUAAAUCUGACAGAAACUGGUUCUAUCGUGAAAACUUACCGAUUUCAAUGACACCGAAUGAGCAAAUAAAAGAAAUUGUCAAAAAUACUCUUCCUCAAACACACUAUGACAUCAAAGGUUGCACAAUACUUACCUUCAAAGAAGACUUACCAUUACUGAAGGAAAAAAUAACAGAAUAUUUCGAUAACUUCAAAGAGGAAGAAUGA
Trichomonas vaginalis G3 is the source of this 420-nucleotide messenger RNA. RefSeq lists its product as uncharacterized. The coding region runs from base 1 to 420 and encodes 139 amino acids. The transcript has a single exon. The record is from RefSeq and is a predicted model, not a curated record. NCBI's taxonomy places the organism in Eukaryota, Parabasalia, Trichomonadida, Trichomonadidae.